CUUUCCACAGCCCGACUGUGUUACUCAAUUCUCUUCUGCGGAUACAGUCUUUUCGUCGCUUUUAUGAAGUGAGACAACUCAAGUGCGUCUGUAGAGACUCCUGAAGGUUUAAUAUCUGCAGGUUUAACGUCAGAGUCGCUGUCAAAGUCAGUGGUCAUGUCAGCUCCAAACUCUGCGGAGAGAAAGGCCUGUUGGGACGCUAGAGACCUUCUGUGGAAAUGUCUGGAUGAUAGCAAUGACAACACGUCAGCCUGCCAGAACUUCCAGAAAGAGUUUGAGUCAAAUUGCCCUGCUCAAUGGGUGAAAUACUUCACCAAGAGGAGGGACUAUUUAAAGUACAAGGAGAAGAUGCAGACAGAAGGUUUCUCUCCAGCAGAGGGCCCAAAAAUGUCAUCGUAGCUUCUGAAAUUAAGAUGACACAUGUAAGUUUCCCCACCUAUGAUGAGAAAGACUGGACUGCUCAUGAUCAGGGACUACUGGAUUAUAAAUGUAAAUUCAAGAUGUCUCGAUCUAACUGUUCUGUUGGUCACGUUAUAUUUAUUUAUAAAAAUAUCAAAUUAAGUGUAUUUUUCUGCAGCACUGGGGAACUGGUUUCCAUGGAUUUUCUGUUCAUGUUAUCCAGCUGAUUUUUUAAUAAAUUAAAAUGAAAAGUC
Synchiropus splendidus (mandarinfish) is the source of this 653-nucleotide messenger RNA. Its product is annotated as cytochrome c oxidase assembly factor 6 homolog. Gene Ontology annotation, cellular component: mitochondrion; respiratory chain complex IV. The record is from RefSeq and is a predicted model, not a curated record. The transcript is spliced from 3 exons. Gene Ontology annotation, biological process: respiratory chain complex IV assembly. The coding region runs from base 157 to 399 and encodes 80 amino acids. Lineage: Eukaryota; Metazoa; Chordata; Actinopteri; Syngnathiformes; Callionymidae.